CACGAAAAGAAGGAAGAAGGAUGCCCUCCAAAAUGAGCACAAAAAUGCAGUAGUGAGAGGGCCUCUAACAUUAGAGCCAAAACAGCAGCCAAGUGACAAGUUGCUUGAACUUGUAAUUGAUUUCAUGUAUCAGGGGCUACUAAAGAAUCAUGAAAAAUGUACUGGGAAGAAGUAUAAUGCCAAACAUGAAACGCUGAAAUUGAGAAACAUGACACCGUUAUGGAAUGAUGGAAGGCUGACAAGCAAGUCAUGGUACUAUGCCAUAUGGUUUCAGGGAAAUUGGAUAAAAGACACACACAUUGAUGUCAUACUAUACUACUUGCGGGUCAAAGCACAAGAGUACUCCCUGAAGCAGAAGUUCACAACAACAGAUUGCUAUUUUACGGCACUGCUGAAACAACACCAUGAUCUCAUUGUGAGGAAAGAAAGCACACUUGAAGAGUCUGUACACAACAAAAGUGUCGUGGGAGCAAUACUUGGGACAAAUGUGCCUUACGGGCUACCAUGGGCAGAGUGUGAGCAUGUGUACAUGCCGAUGAAUAUUGGGAAUCACUGGGUUCUACUUGUGCUUGAUGUGGUCGAGAAGCGUAUUAGGAUUUAUGACUCCAAUAACCGGCUUAAAACCCCAAGCAGGCAAUUGAUUCAGUUCUUACCAUGUUUGGAAAAUCAUUUAGGACAUCUAAUGGAUUGGUGCAGGGUGUACGAAGAGCGUGGUGAACAGCCAAUUGGAGAAGGAAAAGUGGGAUGGGUUAUGGAAUCUAGUCCACAACAAAAUGACGGGGAUAGUUGUGGGCUAUUUGUUCUCAAAAUGGCAGAGUACCUAAUGAUGGGGAAAGAUGCUAAAGAAGUGGAAUCUAGGGACAUGUGGACUUAUAGGAAGAAGCUGGUGGCCGAGAUACUGCAUUACAAUGGGCUGGUUAAUCUGGACAAUGUUGAAUGAAUGUUUAAAACAAAUGUGUAAUGCCGUGAAUGAAACUUAUUGGGUGUGGAUUUUGGUUUUUGUGAGGAUGGUUUAUUUUGAUUAAACUUCAGUAUGGAUUUACUUUAGCACUUUUGGGUGGAUUGGACAUAAUAUUGAUGUUUUGAAGUACUGAGUAUUUUGCAUUGAAAAGUAUGGUUUAUAUUAAUUGAUGCACAAGUACAG
Molecule: messenger RNA, 1144 nt
Organism: Cuscuta epithymum
Lineage: Eukaryota; Viridiplantae; Streptophyta; Magnoliopsida; Solanales; Convolvulaceae
Source: the annotation of a GenBank genome assembly